AUGAAGGAAAGAAUUACAAAAGCGGCAAGGAGGGUGUGGAAGAACGUUCGGAAGGGGAUUCGAGGGGUGAUGCACAACAUAAAGUUAAAGCAGAAUGAAGAGAAACCAAAGAAAAAUGAUAUCAGAGGUUACAACAGAAAAACACCGAAUUGCCUCCAAACAAAUUUUGAUGUAAUGUAUGGUGUACUUGUGAAUGAAGAGGAGGACAAACCAUAUAGCGGCUUCAUGGAUCCUGUUGGAGUUCAAAGAAUACAUGAUGAUUAUCUGGAUCCAGAUUACUUGGCUGCUCUUGAAGAGCUACUUCCAUGGGAAGGUGUGAACUUUCCUGGAAGAAUUAUUUUAGAUCCUUUUGAUAUAGAGGAUGAUUUUGAGGACAUCUGGUGCGAAGAAUCUGACACCACACCAUUAAGCAGCUAUUUCGUUGAUAAACCAGUAUACUAA
Molecule: messenger RNA, 441 nt
Organism: Lottia gigantea (owl limpet)
Lineage: Eukaryota; Metazoa; Mollusca; Gastropoda; Lottiidae
Exons: 5
Coding region: 1-441 (146 amino acids)
Source: RefSeq, a predicted model, not a curated record